Molecule: messenger RNA, 756 nt
Organism: Nematolebias whitei (Rio pearlfish)
Lineage: Eukaryota; Metazoa; Chordata; Actinopteri; Cyprinodontiformes; Rivulidae
Product: fibronectin type III domain-containing protein 4
Exons: 7
Coding region: 1-708 (235 amino acids)
Molecular function (GO): protein binding
Source: RefSeq, a predicted model, not a curated record
AUGCGCGCGCCUCCUCACCUGGACCCCGGGCUGGUGCUGAUGCUGCUGCUGGCCUGCUGCUGCCGGACUCCGGGGAUGGUCGGUGCAACUGUGCCUGCGGCGCCCGUGAACGUCUCGGUGACCCAGCUGCGGGCGCACUCCGCCAUGGUGACUUGGAACGUCCCUCAGGGAGACACCGUCAUCGGUUAUGCCAUCUCUCAGCAGAGGCAGGACGGUUUGAUGCAGCGCUCCAUCCGAGAGGUGAACACGUCCAGCCGCUGGUGUGUGCUCUGGGACCUGGACGAGGCCACUCACUACAGCGUCCAGGUGCAGUCCGUCGGGCUUCACGGUGACAGCCAGCCCAGCCGUUCAGUCCACUUCAAAACUCUGGAGAGAACCGACCAUUAUCCAGCCGGAAUCCUGGACCACCACGAGCCGGCGAUGGAGGGUCUGGGGAUGACUCCUCACCUGCAGACCGGAGAGCUGCUCAUCAUCACCACGGUGCUUCUGCUGUGGGCGGCCGUCAUCGCGCUCUUCUGCCGGCAGUACGACAUCAUCAAAGACAACGACUCCAACGGCGCCAAGGAGAAAGCCAAGAGGCCGCUGGUUCGAGCCUCCACCUCUUACUACAACGCCUCGGCCGGCAGCUCGCCGCUCUACCACAACGGAGCGGUCCGCAGCAGCAGGCUGCACCGAGCCUCGUCCUCCAUCAGCAUCAUCCGAGUCUAAUCUGUGACUCGGAGCUCAGGACGAGUUUCAGGUGGAUUAUCGGGACAA